Molecule: messenger RNA, 1692 nt
Organism: Medicago truncatula (barrel medic)
Lineage: Eukaryota; Viridiplantae; Streptophyta; Magnoliopsida; Fabales; Fabaceae
Product: involucrin-like
Exons: 1
Coding region: 1-1692 (563 amino acids)
Source: RefSeq, a predicted model, not a curated record
AUGACUCUACUGUUUAGGCUCGGAUCAGCCAAGGAAGUGGCCUUUCCUCAACAAAUAGUCUUUAACCAGAUAGCACUUCGACUAAGUGAUAUGUUGAUAAGCUCCUUAGAAUUUAAAUAUCAACAUCAACAUGCCACAAAUGAUCCUCAGAGGUUACAGGAAGAGAAGGCUUUUAUCAAGAAAGUGUAUGCAGAGCUUGAUGAGGAGAAAAAGAAGACCCUGAAAAGACAAAAGAAGAUUGAAGAUAAGAUGACAUCCUUAAAGGAGAAGCAGGAGAAAAUUAAGAAAGAGUUGGAGCAAUUGAAGCCAAAAUCUUUGCAACUAGCAACAACAUUAAAGAAGAUUAACAUCAAGAGAACUAGCUUAUACACUGAUUUGACUCGCAUUGAUGACGAGUUGAAACCCUUAUUAGACCAAACGCCAUACCUAGAGAUAGACUUCCAAAGGGAAUGGGAACAAAUAAGAGCUUCCAUUGAACAAACUAUGGCAUCAAUACAUUUUCCUUCAAUUGAAUCAUCACGUCCUGAUGUAGUCGAGCAACAGAUAGCUCAUAUAGUCGAGAAAUCAGAGACAGCCUUGGCUGAGCAACCAAAGGUUCCUCAAGUUGGAGAAGUGGCAAUUGAAGAAAACAGGCUGGAAGAUAUUUCCACUGUUUCACGUCCUUCUCUUCACCAAGAUGAACCAUCACGUCCUGAUGUAGUCGAGCAACAGAUAGUUCAUAUAGUCGAGAACUCGAAGACAACCUUGAUUGAGCAUCCAGAGGUUCCUCAAGUUGGAGAAGUGGCAAUUGAAGAAAGCAGGCUGGAAGAUAUCUCCACUGUUUCACGUCCUUCUCUUCACCAAGAUGAACCAUCACGUCCUGAUGUAGUCGAGCAACAGAUAGUUCAUAUAGUCGAGAACUCGAAGACAACCUUGAUUGAGCAUCCAGAGGUUCCUCAAGUUGGAGAAGUGGCAAUUGAAGAAAGCAGGCUGGAAGAUAUCUCCACUGUUUCACGUCCUUCUCUUCACCAAGAUGAACCAUCACGUCCUGAUGUAGUCGAGCAACAGAUAGUUCAUGUAGUCGAGAACUCAGAGACAACCUUGAUUGAGCAUCUAGAGGUUCCUCAAGUUGGAGAAGUAGCAAUUGAAGAAAACAGGCUAGAAGAUAUCUCCACUGUUUCACGUCCUUCUCUUCACCAAGAUGAACCAUCACGUCCUGAUGUAGUCGAGCAACAGAUAGUUCAUGCAGUCGAGAACUCAGAGACAACCUUGAUUGAGCAUCUAGAGGUUCCUCAAGUUGGAGAAGUAGCAAUUGAAGAAAACAGGCUGGAAGAUAUCUCCACUGUUUCACGUCCUUCUCUUCACCAAGAUGAACCAUCACGUCCUGAUGUAGUCGAGCAACAGAUAGUUCAUAUAGUCGAGAACUCAGAGACAACCUUGAUUGAGCAUCUAGAGGUUCCUCAAGUUGGAGAAGUAGCAAUUGAAGAAAACAGGCUAGAAGAUAUCUCCACUGUUUCAAUUCCUUCUCUUCACCAAGAUGAACUAUCACGUCUUGAUGUAGUCGAGCAACAGAUAGUUCAUAUAGUCGAGAACUCAGAGACAACCUUGAUUGAGCAUCCAGAGGUUCCUCAAGUUCGAGAAGUAGCAAUUGAAGAAAACAGGCUCGAAGAUAUCUCCACUGUUUCAAGUCCUUCUCUUCACCAAGAUGAAUAA